GCGUUUUGUGUAAAAUUUUAGACAACUUUGAUGAUGUUGAAUGUGGCAAAUCCUAUAUAAUACACAAAAAGGAUGAACAAGCUAAUCAAGAUCCUGACGAAAAGGUGGAGAAAAUUCUUAUGUCGCUGGAUAAAGUUGCGGACCACCUUUGUUCUCCGAACUACUUUCCACUCCAACGUUCUAAGCAGAUGGGAAUUCCUCUGGCGGGAGGACGACCGAUACUACUCGUUCAUAAUCUGCCAGAGCGUGGUAAAGAAGGUUUGACAAAUUCCAAGAAACUGAUGCAGAAUCAAGAAUGGCUGAAUACAAUACUUGGUGCAAGUGGCUCUGGCAAAACCCGUCUUUGUUUUGAGCUCCUCUGCCAACAGUAUGGAUUUUAUCUCGUGACGGAACCUACCCCAUCGCUCGGUUCCAAGGACGUUUUCUCUUUUACCAGAUUUUGCGAGUCUGUAUUCCGUAACGAUAACUUAAACGGCAAUCCAGAAAGCAGCGCAUUGGUUACUCGCCUCGUUGGAUGUCUUCUUCUAGCACGUCUGAUCGUCCUCGAACGACUAGUAAUAGAUCGCAAAAGAGACCACAAAAUUCCUAUAACGCCGAAAAACUGGCUUCUUUUCCAGCUCAACCCAACGGUAGAAAAUGAUCCGGACAUAUUCAGCACUCUUUUC
Messenger RNA from Paraglomus occultum, 665 nucleotides. The record is from the annotation of a GenBank genome assembly. Lineage: Eukaryota; Fungi; Glomeromycota; Glomeromycetes; Paraglomerales; Paraglomeraceae.